Molecule: messenger RNA, 10225 nt
Organism: Coregonus sp. 'balchen'
Lineage: Eukaryota; Metazoa; Chordata; Actinopteri; Salmoniformes; Salmonidae
Source: the annotation of a GenBank genome assembly
AUGCCUCGUUCUGAUUGGUUCUUCCAAACCUUACUUCCCUGUUCCCUGCCCCGCCCCUCUGCACUCCAAAUGCAUGUUCCCUCCUGGUUGGAGAUGGCAGAGUGCACUGUAGCCCCAGUAGCAAUGGAGGACAGUGACCAUGAGGCUCACUCAUCAUCAGAUGACCAGGACUCCGCCCCGCCAUCCCCUGACCACACCAGGGACCACCACCAUGAGGCCGAACAGGUACCAGUGACCAGACCAGAUAUGGGUCAAAGAAAUAUGCCAAGUACUUUCCAAAUAUUUGAGCUGCUGUGCUUGAUUUAGUUGGACUGGCACAAUGAAUUAAACAAAUGGAAUAGUCCAAAAAGUUAAAAAUUCCAAGCUAAAUCAAGUGCACCUCAAAUACCUUGAAGUAUUUGACAUAUUCCCCCCCCCCCCCCCCCCCCCCCCCAGGAAAUCCUCAUAUCCCCCCUCCUAAGCCCUAUCCCCUCUUAAGUGUCACACACAACAUAGUGAUAUUGUUGUGGCAGGAUGUUUCAUAAUGCUGCGCUCCAUAUGUACAGUGGAACCACAAUCAGCCCUCUGUCGGCAUGCAGGGAUAAUCUCCUGUUAUUAUCCUGAGAACCAUGUGGAAGGACAAUCUAAGAUUCAUACAUACCAAGGACUGGCAACCAUGUACUUGAACAUUUUAAAGUUAAUUGUCCGCGUGUUUAGAACCCCUUUGUAGUUCACUAGUUUACUUUUCAGUUUACUAGUUCCUGUUUGAACCAGUUAUUUGUGCAAAAAAGUUCAGAGUUUUUUACUACUGAUCCAAAGAAAGGAGGCCCAAUAGGCGUUUUGUGUGUCUGUUCACAGAGCUAAAACCUAGAAGAACAGCAUUGUAUCAUCAUGACUCCAUGUCCGCUUUCAAAACUUAAGAUCACUAUUGAGCAGAGAUAUGGUACGAUAACUCCGUUAUCCAACUCCAGUUUACACUCAUUACUAUUGUUCCUUUAGAGCUAAAACAGCCUCCUAGCCAUUUCAAAACCACUGUAUUAUUUAUAGUGGAGCAGGCUGGUGAUUCUUUACACAGACUGGGGCAUGGCGAGGAGAGCUGUGGUAAUAUGAGCAACAGUCUUUACGACAUAAGCACCAGUCUCUAGUCUGGGAACUCCAGGGAGGGAUAUCUCUUUACAAGUUCAGCUACAGACAGGGGCUCUGCCUUUGUUGGUCUCAUGAAUUGUAGGUAUUGUCAUCAGUUAAGGUAGAUGGUUUACUCUUGUGGUUUGGGAAGGAAAAAAUGUAGUUAUGAUUGACAGGUUUAGGUAGAUUUGAAAAUGAGAGUGCUGUUACUAAUCACCACCUUGGGGCCACAAAUUGAUCAGUCUGUGUAAAUGACAUUUUGAGGUGACAUGUUUAACACCAACAGGUUUUUAUCAGGUUUCCUCUGUCUACCAAUAUGUGUUGAGAGUGACACACCCAUUAGAUGUCCAAGGUUGAGUCCUUGUUGAUGUAAUAAAGUGUGUGUUCGUGAGACACCAUAUACCACAGCAGUUAAUUUGAGUAGUCAUCUAGUAAUCAAGAGUGUUCAUUAAUCAUUUAGAGGUUAAUUUGCUUUAGCUCUACUCUAUCAGCUGAAACCAUAUUUGGUUGUGGAGAAAGAAGUGCACACAAACGCGACCCAGAUGUGGUGUCAUGACGUUUCUAUUAUCUGUGCAGUCUGGCAGUGCCUCCUGUCCUAACCUAUUAAACGGUUUCCUCCACUCUAUCAUCCAUGUGGCUACAGUACUGUACCUUCUAUUGAAUUGUGAUGUCCCAGCUUGCGUCCCAAAUGGCACACUAUUCCCUAUAUAGUGCACUACUUUUGACCAGAGUCCAUAGGGAAUAGGGUGCCACCCAGACUCCAGAGUCUACAUACCAAGGCUGAAUCUGCUGAGCAGGGACAAUCUUUUCAGCCAGCUGCUAUGGCACUACACUUUAAACAAGAUAUAUCCUCCCAUUUCCUAGAAGUUCAGGAAGGUCAAUUAUGUAGUUCUGUCCUUGAGCUGUUCUUGUCUAUUAAUGUUCUGUAUUAUGUCAUGUUUUGUGUGGGCCCCAGGAAGAGUAGCUGCUGCUUCAGCAACAGCUAAUGGGGAUCCUAAUAAAAUACUAAUACUACAAUUAUGAUAUGAGUUAUCUACUCUAGCGAAGGGCCCUUUGACAUAUAGGUUAUAUUUUUGGCGCUCUAUAUUGUAUUGGACAGAGUGAGUGUGUUCUCUCGCGUCAGAAUCGGAGGUUGUGCUUGUUAUCAGUUUGACGGCCAUCACGGAUCUCUUCUUCCCCGGCAUUUGACGUCGGCAUUCCUCCCAUCAGCACAAAUACAAUGAGGGAAAAAGUAUUUGAUCCCCUGCUGAUUUUGUACAUUUUCCCACUGACAAAGACAUGAUCAGUCUAUAAUUGUUAUGGUAGGUUUAUUUGAACAGUGAGAGACAGAAUAACAACAAAAAAAUCCAGAAAAACGCAUGUCAAACAUUUUAUAAAUUGAUUUGCAUUUUAAUGAGGGAAAUAAGUAUUUGACCCCUCUGCAAAACAUGACUUAGUACUUGGUGGCAAAAACCUUGUUGGCAAUCACAGAUGUCAGAUGUUUCUUGUAGUUGGCCACCAGGUUUGCACACAUCUCAGGAGGGAUUUUGUUCCACUCCUCUUUGUAGAUCUUCUCCAAGUCAUUAAGGUUUCGAGGCUGACUUUUGGCAACUCAAACCUUCAGCUCCCUCCACAGAUUUUCUAUGGGAUUAAGGUCUGGAGACUGGCUAGGCCACUCCAGGACCUUAAUGUGCUUCUUCUUGAGCCACUCCUUUGUUGCCUUGGCCGUGUGUUUUGGGUCAUUGUCAUGCAGGAAUACCCAUCCACGACCCAUUUUCAAUGCCCUGGCUGAGGGAAGGAGGUUCUCACCCAAGAUUUGAUGGUACAUGGCCUCUUUGAUGCGGUGAAGUUGUCCUGUCCCCUUAGCAGAAAAACACCCCCAAAGCAUAAUGUUUCUACCUCCAUGUUUGACGGUGGGGAUGGGGUUCUUGGGGUAAUAGGCAGCAUUCCUCCUCCUCAAAACACGGCGAGUUGAGUUGAUGCCAAAGAGCUCGAUUUUGGUCUCAUCUGACCACAACACUUUCACCCAGUUCUCCUCUGAAUCAUUCAGAUGUUCAUUGGCAAACUUCAGACGGCCCUGUAUAUGUGCUUUCUUGAGCAGGGGGACCUUGCGGGCGCUGCAGGAUUUCAGUCAUUCACGGCGUAGUGUGUUACCAAUUUGUUUUCUUGGUGACUAUGGUCCCAGCUGCCUUGAGAUCAUUGACAAGAUCCUCCCGUGUAGUUCUGGGCUGAUUCCUCACCGUUCUCAUGAUCAUUGCAACUCCACGAGGUGAGAUCUUGCAUGGAGCCCCAGGCCGAGGGAGAUUGACAGUUCUUUUGUGUUUCUUCCAUUUGCGAAUAAUCGCACCAACUGUUGUCACCUUCUCACCAAGCUGCUUGGCGAUGGUCUUGUAGCCCAUUCCAGCCUUGUGUAGGUCUACAAUCUUGUCCCUGACAUCCUUGGAGAGCUCUUUGGUCUUGGCCAUGGUGGAGAGUUUGGAAUCUGAUUGAUUGAUUGCUUCUGUGGACAGGUGUCUUUUAUACAGGUAACCAGCUGAGAUUAGGAGCACUCCCUUUAAGAGUGUGCUCCUAAUCUCAGCUCGUUACCUGUAUAAAAGACACCUGGGAGCCAGAAAUCUUUCUGAUUGAGAGGGGGUCAAAUACUUAUUUCCCUCAUUUAAAAUGCAAAUCAAUUUAUAACAUUUUUGACAUGCGUUUUUCUGGAUUUUUUUGUUGUUAUUCUGUCUCUCACUGUUCAAAUAAACCUGCCAUUAAAAUUAUAGACUGAUCAUUUCUUUAUCAGUGGGCAAACGUACAAAAUCAGCAGGGGAUCAAAUACUUUUUCCCCUCACUGUAUUUAUCCUCUUAUGUUGUUAAUCUUGUAGCUUCUCUGGUGGUCUCUAUUGAAUGUCAGUCAAUAUUUUCUUUCCUCGCUGUCUCUUAGUGUAAAUAUGUUCUAACCCCUAGAGAACUAGGCCUACCUUGCACUUAUACUAAUGAUUUCUUAGGUUGUUUCUCUCCAUCAAAACAUUCAGUGAUUCUAACCACUCUGCACUUUCUUCUUUCUUUCCUGUUGAUCCUUAUGUUGCCCCUGUUACCUUCGCUCCUCGUUUUCCUUCCGAUCUAUAUUAUUCUCCCUCCUGCUCCAACCUUUACUCCCCUCCGUCCACUCUUCUCUGCAUCACCUCUCCCACCCACCUGGAAAACACGCACCCGUACCGUUCCCUGGCCCCCUCCCCCUUAGCACUCAAGCCAUUCCAAGGAUGACUCUGAAGACUCUGAGUUGGAGAACAUCAUGCAACAAGACCCCCACCACAAUGGGGGCCAUCCACAGCCCCACCCACCUCCACCCGGCUAUGAGCACAGCUUUGACCAUGAGCACCCCCACCCGGUGGACAGGGAGGCGGAGGGUGGCGACAGCCCCCCCAACACCCCCGGAACGCCCACCCCUGGGACCCCACCCUUUUUGCGCCCCCCCACGGCGGGUGGCAGGGCCCAGUCAGACAACCAGGGUGUAGGGAGGCUGCAGCUGGGUGGAGGUGGGAUGGUGGAUCACUAUGACAUGCAGUCUCCCCUCAGUCCCACCAGACCCAAGAGCCCCUGGGGCCGAUUUGACCCCUACGACUUUCCAGAGGUAAACUUCAGGCCAGGGGGACCUUGGGGAGACCAGAGGCAGCACUAUGGGCAACGUGGGUUGGGUUUUCACCUCUCCAGUCCAAAGUGUCUGUGCUUUAGCCUCAGAGGAGCACUAGCAGCAGGUUCAGGCCAUUUCCAGUGAUGUUUACUUGGGAACUUUGAUUGUGUCUGACCGAUGACUCAGUUUGUGGCUUUCGCUUUGAAAUUGAUGUUGGUCAAAGAUAGUUGUGUGUUGACAAUGGCUUCAUUCAACACCCUACAUCUGGUGAAAUGCCUUUAAGUUUGAAAGACAUGUAUUUAUGUGUGAUAGGUAUUACCUUUUUAUUUGGAAAGAUUACUGUAACUCGCAAAUAUGCCGCCAGCAGAAUUUAACAGUUUGUUUAAAAUGGCGUCUGUGUUUCUCCUGCUUUCUUAGGACCAAGACAAGGAAUACGUGGGCUUUGCCACACUGCCAAACCAGGUGCACCGUAAGUCUGUCAAGAAGGGCUUUGACUUCACCCUGAUGGUAGCAGGGGAGUCUGGUCUGGGCAAGUCCACCCUGGUCAAUAGCCUCUUCCUCACAGACCUCUACAAGGACAGGAAGCUACUUAACGCUGAGGGUGAGGCAGCCAUUUUGGUGUUUCAUCUUCUGAAUAAAUGAAUGAAUGAUAUAACUGGCCAGCUGCUAAGGAAAUGUGUGUGUUUUAACCCCAGAGCGGAUCACUCAGACAGUGGAGAUCACAAAACACACAGUGGACAUUGAGGAGAAGGGUGUCAAGCUGAAGCUCACCAUCGUAGACACCCCUGGCUUUGGAGACGCUGUCAAUAACACUGAAUGGUAUAUGUCAAACAUCCUUCCUCCAUAGAACUCUUCUUUGAUGUCAGUUUGAGGUACAGUUGCAGUAUAGCUCAGUAUACAGUAGGAGAAUGACUGUCUGCAUUGCCUCAGUGCUGAUGUCUCUGUCUCUCUCCCAUCGCCCUAGCUGGAAGUCAGUGGGUUAGGGUUGGUAUGGUUAGUUGUUGUAGGGUGGGUGUCUCUGCAGGAUUGCCUCAGUGCUGGUGUGUCUCUGUCUCUCUCCCAUCGCCCUAGCUGGAAGUCAGUGGGUUAGGGUUGGUAUGGUUAGUUGUUGUAGGGUGGCUGUCUCUGCAGUAUUGCCUCAGUGCUGGUGUGUCUCUGUGUUUUCCCCACCGCCCUAGCUGGAAGUCAGUGGCGGACUACAUCGACCAGCAGUUUGAGCAGUACUUCAGGGACGAGAGUGGACUGAACAGGAAGAACAUCCAGGAUAACAGAGUCCACUGCUGCCUCUACUUCAUCUCUCCCUUUGGACACGGGUACGUCAGCUACGACAUGUCGUCUCUGUCUCAAUACUCUUUAAAUGGAGUCCUUUCUUCUAUUGAGAUAGACAUAUUGGCUGUGUCUCAAUACUCUUAGAAUAGUUUCCUUUCCCCUUCUACCUUCCUUCACUACCACUGAUAGGCUUUCCACUAUGCACCAUGUUCCAUGCAUUCUAAAUGCAUUGGGUUUCCCUGGAAUCUAGAACUACCCUUGCUCUGCUGCCUCCAGGGAAAUCUGCAUCUGGUGCAGUGCUAAAUGUUCUAUCCAUUUUGAGGGGCAGAUGCUGCAGUACUAAACUUUCUCUCCAAUCGUUGGGGUAAAUGCUGAUGCGGUACUUUCGUCUGAGUUUACGGUCUGUUUCACACCGCUGUGUUCACUGAAGGGAGAAACCUUUAGCACCUUCAGUAGUGUUGAAGCACUGCUGCAAACCUGUAAUAAGGAGAUUACUCCCUCUGCUGACCACUAUUAGAUACUACUACUUCUACUACUACUAUCCUUGAAAAUAUGGUUUAAUGAGGAUUACCUUAAUUUGCAUUACCAUAAUUAUCCCUUUAUCUCUUAACCUUAUCCAGGUUUUGGCAGUGUUGUCUAUGCCCAUGUUUCCACAUGUGUGUUUUGGUUGUUUUCUUAGUGUUGAGUUGUUGUCCCUAAUUGUAAGUUGCUCUGGUCAUUUAGUCUGUAAAAUUAUAUCUAUCAUAUCUUGUUGUCUUGUAUCUGUCUCAGUCUGAGGCCUCUGGAUGUGGAGUUUAUGAAGGCCCUUCAUGAGAAGGUCAACAUUGUGCCAAUCCUGGCCAAGGCAGACACACUCACACCCACCGAGGUCAAGAAAAAGAAAUUCAAGGCAAGACCUCUCUAACUUGCUUUUCCAUCUGUGUCUGCUUGUCUGAAGACCAUGGCUCUGUACAAAUAAGAAAUUGACAGGGUUCAUUGAUUUCAGUAAAUUUCUAAAACAUUUUUAUUUCCAGGUGACCGUUUUGAUUGAUUUUUUUUUUUGCUCCUUGUUUUUUUGUCCAUCCUCAAUCACAGGAUUCCAAACAGUAGUUUAAUGUUCUCCUCUUUUCUCUGUCCCUCUCUCCAUCUUCUUCUCUCUGUCCCUACUGCCCUCCCAUCUUCCUGUAGAUCCGAGAGGAGAUCCAGCAAUAUGGGAUUAAGAUCUACCAGUUUCCAGACUGUGACUCUGAUGAGGAUGAGGACUUCAAACAGCAGGAUCAGGAGCUCAAGGUGAACCACAUUUAUCCAAACCUCACAUCACCAGUUGAGGAAGUAUAACAACAUAAAGGACACUGGUCAUCAUAAACAACCUGUCUGCAAUACAGAAAUGCUAGGAUAGGAAACCCAGAUCAGAGAUGAAAUGGUGUCUCAGUCUCUCCCCCUCAUAGAGCCGUGUCUGUGACGAGAGAGAGAGAGAGGAUCUUCUGCACAGAUUCUGUCAGACCUGGGCCCUGACAGUAAAUCUCAGUAAGACAAAAAUAAUGGUGUUCCAAAAAAGGUCCAGUUGCCAGGACCACAAAUACAAAUUCCAUCUAGACACCGUUGCCCUAGAGCACACACAAAACUAUACAUACCUCGGCCUAAACAUCAGCGCCACAGGUAACUUCCACAAAGCUGUGAACGAUCUGAGAGACAAGGCAAGAAGGGCCUUCUAUGCCAUCAAAAGGAACAUAAAAUUUGACAUAUCAAUUAGGAUCUGGCUAAAAAUACUUGAAUCAGUUAUAGAACCCAUUGCCCUUUAUGGUUGUGAGGUCUGGGGUCCGCUCACCAACCAAGAAUUCACAAAAUGGGACAAACACCAAAUUGAGACUCUGCAUGCAGAAUUCUGCAAAAACAUCCUCCGUGUACAACGUAAAACACCAAAUAAUGCAUGCAGAGCAGAAUUAGGCCAAUACCCGCUAAUUAUCAAAAUCCAGAAAAGAGCCGUUAAAUUCUAUAACCACUUAAAAGGAAGUGAUUCCCAAACCUUCCAUAACAAAGCCAUCACCUACAGAGAGAUGAACUUGGAGAAGAGUCCCCUAAGUAAGCUGGUCCUGGGGCUCUGUUCACAAACACAAACAGACCCCACACAGCCCCAGGACAACAACAACAACAACACAAUUAGACCCAACCAAAUCAUGAGAAAACAAAAAGAGAAUUACUUGACACAUUGGAAAGAACAAACAAAAAAACAGAGCAAACUAGAAUGUUAUUUGGCCCUAAACAGAGAGUACACAGUGGCAGAAUACCUGACCACUGUGACUGACCCAAACCUAAGGAAAGCUUUGACUAUGUACAGAGUCAGUGAACAUAGCCUUGCUAUUGAGAAAGGCCGCCGUAGUCAGACCUGGCUCUCAAGAGAAGACAGGCUACGUGUACACUGCCCACAAAAUGAGGUGGAAACUGAGCUGCACUUCCUAACCUCCUGCCAAAUGUAUGACCAUAUUAGAGACACAUAUUUCCCUCAGAUUACAGCGAACCACAAAGAAUUCGAAAACAAACCCAAUUUUGAUAAACUCCCUUAUCUACUGGGUGAAAAACCACAGUGUGCCAUCACAGCUGCAAUAUUUGUGACCUAUUGCCACAAGAAAAGGGCAACCAGUGAAGAACAAACACCAUUGUAAAUACAACCAAUAUUUAUGUUUAUUUAUUUUCCCAUUUGUACUUUAACUAUUUGCACAUUGUUACAACACUGUAUAUAUACAUAAUAUGGCAUUUGAAAUGUCUUUAUUCUUUUGAAACUUCUGAGUGUAAUGUUUACUGGUAAUAUUUAUUGUUUAUUUGACUUUUGUUUACUAUCUACUUCACUUGCUUUGGCAAUGUUGAGAGAGAGAGAGAGAGAGAGAGAGAGAGAGAGAGAGAGAGAGAGAGAGAGAGAGAGAGAGAGAGAGAGAGAUACAGAGCGGCAGCAUAGAGAGAGAGAGAGAGAGAGAGAGAGAGAGCGCGUCGCGCAGAUAGCUAGCGCACAAUAUAUAUAUAGAGCAGAGCUAUCGCGCUGACGAGCUAGCGAGCGAGCUCGCCGCUCGCUCGAGCGCUCGCCUCUCUAUCUCCGCGCUCUCGAUCUCGCUCCUCUAGCUCUCUUCUCUCUCUCUCUCUUCUGCUCCCUCUCUUCCUCUGCCUUUCGUCUCUCUCGCUUCCCUCUCUCUCUCUCUCUCUUUACCUCGCGCUCUCUCGCUCUCUCUCGACUCGCUCUCCUGCAGAGAGAGAGAGACCCUCGUUUUGACUUAUUCACGUCAUUCAAAUUCACCUCUCUUGUCUCCCUCCUCCAGGACAGUAUACCGUUUGCAGUGAUCGGCAGCAACACGGUGGUGGAGGCCAAAGGGAAGAGGGUCCGGGGUCGUCUCUACCCCUGGGGCAUCGUGGAAGGUAACCCUCUUACACCAUUAUUAUGUAGCUCUUGUGUGUGGGGGUCUUAAUAUGUUAGGGUUGAACUGGUAUAUGGACAUGAAGCCAGAGUUGUGGGUGAGGGUUAGGGUUGAACCGGGAUGUGGACAUGACGCUAGGGUUGUGGAUGUGGUUGAGGGUUAGGGUUGGGGGUGAACCGGGUGUGGACAUGAAGCUAGGGUUGAACCAGGGUGUGGACAUGAAGGGUUAGGUUUAGGGAAACACUGCCCUAACAUAACACACACUAUGUUACUUUUGCCAGUGGAGAACUCAGCGCACUGUGACUUUGUGAAGUUGAGGAACAUGUUGGUGAGGACACACAUGCAGGAUCUGAAGGAUGUGACACGGGAGACCCACUAUGAGAACUACAGGGCUCACUGCAUCCAGAGCAUGACCCGCAUGGUGGUGAAGGAACGCAACCGCAAGUACGGACACACACACAGACCAGGAACUCACACACUGUCACUUGUGUUGUUUAUAGCUUGGAUCAGGUGUCUUAAUGCUGCAUGUAUUGUUACUCAUAUACAAACAUAAUGUAGCUCAAGUACAAUUCACACUAACAUAUAGUCACAAACUCUAACAACAUAUACACCCACAUACUGUUAACCAUAUUGUCUUUCCCCAAUCUACUCCUGUAGUAAACUGACCAGGGAGAGCGGCACAGACUUCCCCAUCCCUGUAAUACCAAGUACCACAGACACAGAGACGCUGAUCCGAGAGAAAGACGAAGAGGUACAACGACGACACUCAGAGCACGAACCAGAGCACGGCCACGGUCACAAUGAGCACUCAGACCCACCCCUAGAACGCCACUCUGACCCGGGCCUAGACCCAGGACCUGAACCUGAGGCCUCUUGA